This is a messenger RNA of Malania oleifera, 546 nucleotides long. RefSeq lists its product as uncharacterized. The record is from RefSeq and is a predicted model, not a curated record. NCBI's taxonomy places the organism in Eukaryota, Viridiplantae, Streptophyta, Magnoliopsida, Santalales, Ximeniaceae. The transcript is spliced from 2 exons. The coding region runs from base 1 to 546 and encodes 181 amino acids.
AUGCCCCCUCCUUGCCCUACAUGUUACAAAAGACAUUUGGAAGAGUGUUGGCUCAGGGAGACAGUUUUUUAUCAGCGCUAUCAGACAGGGCAUAUAGCGAGAGAUUGCCAAGCACCGCAUGCGAUAGCAUUUGCUCUGAGGCCAUAUAGAGGAGGUCACCAGGAACCUCAUGGUGGACAUCAGAGGAAUGCCAUUCUAACACAAGUUUAUGCAUUGACACUCGGAGAUGCGGAGGUAGCCGGAGACAUCGUGACAGGGAAGACCCACUCUUUUAUUGCUCGAGAAUUUGUGAAAUUGUGUGGGUUUGAAACUCAGCAGUUGGGAGUUAGUUUAUCAGUAGCUACGCCGACAGGGGUGGUAGGGAUUUUUCAAAGAGUAAUUCAGAACUGCCUCAUGAUAAUUCAAGGGAGGUAUCUGUCAGCUGAUCUAGUAGUGUUGGAGUUGCAUGGAUUUGAAGUAAUUCUAGGAAUGGACUGGCUAGUUGCUCACUAUGCCAGCAUCGAUUGUCAUCAAAGGGGAGUGGUGUUUAGACCUCCCAGGGAGUAA